AUGCCUCGCAACGACUCGACCGCCCACAAAAAGUCCAAAGCAACUCCACCCGCCAAGAAGACUGCGACCCGCAAGGGCAAGUCGUCGUCGUACAACGCCUACAUGAACACCAAGCUCGCCGAGCUCAAGAAGGCCGACCCGGCGCUCAAGCACUCGGAGGCGUACGAGCAGGCGUUCGCAGAGUGGAAGAAGUCGCAAAAGGGCAAGAUAGCGAAGUGA
Messenger RNA from Rhodotorula graminis WP1, 219 nucleotides. RefSeq lists its product as uncharacterized. Bases 1 to 219 code for a protein of 72 amino acids. NCBI's taxonomy places the organism in Eukaryota, Fungi, Basidiomycota, Microbotryomycetes, Sporidiobolales, Sporidiobolaceae. The record is from RefSeq and is a predicted model, not a curated record. The transcript is spliced from 5 exons.